AUGUAUAAUGAAGAAAGCUUGCCAACUAUUAAUAAUAAUCAUCAAUCAAAAGAAUGUACUUUAGGUUUUAUUCCUCAAGAUCAAACGAAUAUAAAUUUGUUAAACUUUUAUAAUAAUUCGUCCAUUGAAUGGUGUGCUGGCUUUACUCAAGCUUAUGAAGAUCAAAUCAAUAAUAGCUUUAGCCAAGAUCAAACUAUAGAAUUGUCUACGGACAUUACCAAUAAUAAUCCGUUUAUGGAAUGGAAUGAAAAUAUCAUUCAGACUAAUACAAGAUUGUUAAAUAUUAAUAAUCCAAUUAUGGAAUUGUUUGCAGGCAUUACUCGGAAUGAUGAGAAUCAAAUUAAUCAUAAUCUAUCAACGGAAUGGACCACAUGCUUUACUCAAGAUCAAACUAAUUCAAGUUUACUUAAUAUUUAUAAUACAGGAAUUACUCAACAUUAUGAAGGACAAGUCAAUAAUUUACACCAACAAUUUGAUGUAAAAUCAGUUAAAAAGAAUGAACAUCCAUUUUCACUUGUCUCUAAAC
Dentiscutata erythropus is the source of this 526-nucleotide messenger RNA. The record is from the annotation of a GenBank genome assembly. NCBI's taxonomy places the organism in Eukaryota, Fungi, Glomeromycota, Glomeromycetes, Diversisporales, Gigasporaceae.